AUGACAGCGGACAAAGAAAAAGACAAAGACAAAGAGAAGGACAGGGAUAGAGACCGGGAUAAGGACCGAGACAAGAGAGACAAGGUGAGGGAGAGUGAAAACUCGCGUCCUCGACGGAGCUGUACACUGGAAGGAGGCGCCAAGAAUUAUGCGGAAAGCGACCACAGUGAAGAUGAGGACAAUGACAACAACAGUGCCACCACAGAGGAGUCCACAAAGAAGAGCAAAAAGAAACCACCCAAGAAGAAGUCCCGAUACGAGAGAACAGACAACGGAGAAAUAACAUCCUUUAUCACAGAGGAUGAUGUUGUAUACAGGCCAGGAGAUUGCGUAUAUAUUGAAAGUCGCCGGCCGAAUACCCCGUAUUUCAUCUGCAGCAUUCAAGACUUCAAACUGAGUAAACGGGACCACCUCCUUAUGAAUGUCAAAUGGUACUAUCGCCAGUCUGAAGUCCCAGAUUCAGUCUAUCAGCAUUUGGUUCAGGACAGACACAACGAGAACGACUCUGGACGAGAGCUUGUUAUUACAGACCCAGUUAUCAAGAAUCGAGAGCUCUUCAUUUCGGAUUAUGUGGACACUUACCAUGCUGCUGCCCUCAGAGGGAAGUGUAACAUCUCCCAUUUCUCUGACAUAUUUGCUGCUAGAGAGUUUAAAGCCCGAGUGGAUUCAUUUUUCUACAUCCUGGGCUAUAAUCCAGAGACAAGGAGGCUAAACAGUACCCAAGGCGAGAUCAGAGUUGGGCCCAGCCAUCAGGCUAAGCUUCCCGAUCUGCAGCCGUUUCCUUCCCCAGAUGGUGACACAGUGACACAGCAUGAAGAACUUGUGUGGAUGCCAGGAGUCAACGACUGUGACUUACUCAUGUACCUAAGGGCAGCAAGGAGCAUGGCAGCGUUCGCAGGCAUGUGUGAUGGAGGGUCCACAGAAGAUGGUUGUGUUGCAGCCUCCCGCGACGACACUACACUCAACGCGCUCAAUACACUACAUGAAAGUAACUAUGAUGCUGGAAAAGCCCUGCAGCGCUUGGUGAAGAAACCUGUGCCAAAACUGAUUGAGAAGUGUUGGACUGAAGAUGAAGUG
Pterocles gutturalis (yellow-throated sandgrouse) is the source of this 1077-nucleotide messenger RNA. Its product is annotated as arginine-glutamic acid dipeptide repeats protein-like. The annotation marks the transcript as partial. The record is from RefSeq and is a predicted model, not a curated record. Gene Ontology annotation, cellular component: nucleus. NCBI's taxonomy places the organism in Eukaryota, Metazoa, Chordata, Aves, Pterocliformes, Pteroclidae. Gene Ontology annotation, molecular function: chromatin binding; transcription corepressor activity. The transcript has 9 exons.